Molecule: messenger RNA, 7617 nt
Organism: Esox lucius (northern pike)
Lineage: Eukaryota; Metazoa; Chordata; Actinopteri; Esociformes; Esocidae
Product: synaptotagmin-2
Exons: 10
Coding region: 226-1518 (430 amino acids)
Biological process (GO): synaptic vesicle endocytosis; regulation of dopamine secretion; calcium ion-regulated exocytosis of neurotransmitter
Cellular component (GO): dense core granule; axon; synaptic vesicle membrane
Molecular function (GO): calcium-dependent phospholipid binding; calcium ion binding; phosphatidylserine binding
Source: RefSeq, a predicted model, not a curated record
AAGAAAAAAAUGCAGUGAGUUCGUGUGUGUGUGUGUUGUUUUCAUGCAUCCCCAGAGCAGAUUUUUAUCAAUUUACUAUAGUACUAUGGUCUAAGGUUGUGUGUGGAUGUAAGAACAGAGUCCACAUAAGGAGUAAGGAAAGUGCCCUGAAGCUGCUGGAGAAGUUGGUUCUAAGGACGACUUGACCCGGGCAAAGAAGGACUGUGUGUGGCAUAGCCGUCAAGCAUGAAGUGGAAUCUGUUCAAGAAGAAGCCAGAAGCCAUGGUUGGACCCGAGCCGACCGGCGCCGCUGUCCUAACCGUCGCCCCGGGACCCGUGGCUCCCACCUCUUCAGACAACUCCACAGAGGCCGUCAAGAAUGGUGACUUUGAUGACAUCAAAAAUAAGUUCCUCAACGAGAUCGACAAGAUCCCACUUCCCUCUUGGGCCAUCAUCGCCAUUGCUGUGGUAGCUGCCACGUUGAUUCUCACGUGCUGCUUCUGUAUCGUUAAGAAGUGCUGUUGCAAGAAGAAGAAGAACAAGAAGGGCAAGAAAGGGAAGGGUGAAAUGGGCUUGAAGAACAUGAAAGGAGGAGAGAAACAGGAUGAUGAUGACUAUGAUGAAGAUGAUGCCGAGACUGGUAUGACCGGAGAUGAGAAAGAGGAAGAGGUGAAGGAGAAAGAAAAGCUCGGGAAGCUCCAGUACUCCAUUGAUUAUGAUUUCCAGGAUAACAAGCUCACAGUGGGCCUCCUCCAAGCAGCUGACCUCCUGUCCAUGGACAGUGGAGGCACCUCUGACCCCUAUGUCAAGGUCUAUGUUCUCCCAGACAAAAAGAAGCAUUUUACCACCAAGGUGCACAAGAAGACAUUGAACCCUACCUUCAAUGAGACCUUCAUCUUCAAGAUUCCCUUCCAGGAGAUGGGCGGCAAGACUUUAGUCAUGCAGGUCUUUGAUUUUGACCGCUUCUCCAAGCAUGACGUCAUUGGAGAGGUUAAACUGCCGUUACACAAACUGGAUCUGGCCCAGCCACUGGAGGAGUGGAGGGAUUUGGACAGCGCAGAGAAAGAAGAGCAAGAGAAGCUGGGAGAUAUCUGCAUCUCUCUGCGUUACGUGCCCACUGCAGGGAAACUCACCAUAUGUAUCCUAGAGGCCAAGAACCUCAAGAAGAUGGAUGUGGGAGGACUGUCAGAUCCUUAUGUAAAGAUCCACUUGCUGCAGAACGGCAAGCGUCUGAAAAAGAAGAAGACCACGGUGAAAAAGAAUACUCUGAAUCCAUACUACAAUGAGUCGUUCAGCUUUGAAAUCCCUCUUGAGCAGAUGCAGAAAAUCCAAGCCGUGGUCACAGUGCUGGAUUACGACAAGAUUGGUAAGAACGACGCCAUCGGGAAGAUCUGGGUGGGGAGCAAGGCCACAGGGACCCAGCUGAAGCAUUGGUCCGACAUGCUGGCCAACCCACGACGCCCCAUUGCCCAGUGGCAUCCGCUGCAGCCUGAGGAGGAGAUCGAUGCCGCUCUGGCAGCCCUGAACGCCAAGAAGUAAACGUCUGCACACGCCCGUACCCAAACAUACCCGUCCACCUCACCCCUCUCCUGCACCUCUCCCAAAACUGAAUUCCCGGGCAACUUGCCAACCAAUUCUACACCACUGACUGCAAAAGAUACAUUCAAUAUCUACACAAAUUGACAUGAUGAAAAAUAAGAGAUAUUUAAGGUAUCAUACCCCCCCCUCCCCACACACACACACACACACACACACACAUCCCAGCUGUGCCAUUCCAGAAGAAGACAGUGAGAUGUUAGAAGACUUAUUCAAUUUAUUUAAUUUAUGACAUAUUUUUAUAACAGGGUUUGUAGUUUGUUGCAUUGUGUCAUUGAGAUAGGGGCAUAUGAUGUGAAAACAAUAGUCUGAUGUGAUGGAGGGUUAAGGAAAUAAAACUACACAUUCACUCAUUCUUUACCUUGUCACCUCCUCCUCUUAGAGACACUGUUUGCUUCAAUACUGCUUAAUACUUAAGAUGCUUUAUACUGCCAUAAAAUAGAGGAAAAACACAAGCAGGUUCAUUCCUUAGGUGUACUUGUUGCACCAUGCUCCACACCUGCCAGUCAUUUAGAGUACUUAAUACAUAUACUAUAUACUAUUCCAUUAGUUUCAAUGACAUUCCUAGUUGGGUAGAUAUUAGGGAUAGACAAUAUCCAGUUAGCCCACACUAUUAACACACUGCCUUUUGGAUUAUUUGCUCAUCUGCUCAAACCAUAUUCUCAGGUAGGCCAACACUGAGAGAAAACUGAAACUUCAUGCCUUUUUUCUAAACGGGUUGUUAUUCAAAAUACUCCUCAACACAAUCAGAGAAUAGUGUUUCGAUGAUUUGAAAAUCUCAGUCCGGUGCUGGAUUGGUUUCGUUUUCCGUGAUCUGACGCUAGUCUAUGUCCGACCACUGAAAUGGCAACAGGAGAUACAGUAGUCUUUCAAUAAAACCGUUUGUGGCUGUCAGCUGUCAGAGUUGAGAUGUGAAACAUGUUUAGGAUAAAGGGACUAUGAGCCACUGAGUGUGUCCAGCAUGGCCUAUGCUGGGAAAUCAUGUAUGGGAGAGAAUAUGUACGUGGAAACUGGAAGGACUGAAUGGAACCCUGGCUGACACGGUGUUGUUGGUCAGGGGUCUGUUCUGCUGCCUGGAAUCUACCACCUUUCCCUCCAAUCCAAUGCCUCUACUGUCUAUGAUCUAUCUCCCUGUUCAGUGCUACUGCCAUUAGUCAUGGACUCACAACAAGGAUUUCACUUCUUUAAAGGAAUCCCUGUGUCCGUCUUACAGUCAUAAAGGAGACAAGCCUUCCAAGUAAUGAAAUAAGCAAUUCUCAACUACCAGGGACGCCUUCCAAUUAGCUGUGUUGUUUUUUUAUUCCCUUUUUAUUCUUUUCAACUUUUGUUCCUCAAGCACUUUAAAUCAAAAUGUUCUGUUUUUAUUCUACUCUCCGAAUACCAGAGCUUUAAUAAUUUAUUUUAUGAUGAAUAAUUCCUGGUAAAAAAAAAAAAAACAGUAAGUGAGAAUUUCUAAGUGAAUCAUUGUUUAUGUUGGUUUGUUUGAUCAUUUAAACCUUGUCUUUCUUGUGAAUAUACUGUACUUUGAUUGUUCUGACAUUUUUCCUAAGUUUGUUGGAUAUGGAAUGGAAGGAGGUACUGUUACAUGUAUGUUAUACAAUUAUUACCAAACUGCUGAAUCUAAUUGCACUACACUGGAAUUCACUCUGUUAUGUGGUUAUAGAUGUUGUUCUUUGAUCUAUGUCAUUUUUGUGAUGAGAUGACGUGAGCUUGAGUUGGUAGUGGCAUGUACCUGCCACACGUGUUGGAAAGUCAUCUGAUUGGGUGAGAGACACAUUUCAAUCAAAGGCUGCUCCUCAGAUUUGUUGCUGAAUGAGUGAUUUUUAUUGACUUUCUCUUGAGACAAAUUUUAAUAUAAAACUGGUCAUAUGACUAAAAUAUAUGUACAAUUUGAGCAGUGAAGUCCAAGCAAAUUACCAUUAUACAUUAGAGCCACACUAGUAAAUGAAUGGGCUAUGAACUGUCCUAUGGCACCAUCUUGUUUCAAACAUUAAAAAGGUCCAAAGCAAGGCAAUGAUGUCUUUCAAUGACGUCAAAUAACAGCUUAAAUGGAAGAACAAACGAAGCAGUUAAAUAUUUGGGAGUGUGGCAAAUUUCAAUGAAAGACCACUCCUCAGAUUCAUUGCUGGAUGAGUGACUUUUUACAUUUGGACAUUCUCUUGUGGCUAAUUUUAUUGUAAACCUAUACAUAUGACUAAAUUAUAUGUAAAAUGUAAACUGUAAAAGUCCUAGCAAAAUACCAUUAGAUCCGCACAAGUAAAUGAAUGGGGUAUGAACUGUCCUUAACACACCAUCUUGUUUCAAACAACAGAAGGGUCCAAAGCAAGGCAGUGAUGUCUUUCAAUGGCAUCAAAAACUACUUAAAAGGAAGAACAAACAAAGCAGUUAAAUAUUUUAACAGAUUGACAACUUUUAUAUGUCUUUGGGAAUUACAAUAUUGAAUGUUGGUUAAUUUAUUGUUUUUCUCUAUUGGACAUUCAUAACUUCUAUAUGUCCAGUAGAGGUCAGAUUAGUUAUGUUUUGCAUUUAAUUUAAUUUAUUUUCUUCUGUUCGAAAGCAACACUAAAGAAAAGACAACAUGCAAGCAAUCAAACAACCCAUCAGUGUGUAGUUUUGCCUAUAUACAUAGUUCAUACAUGUUGAUAGUGCAUGUUUCUACAAAAUACUGUACAUAAGAGCAUGUUUUAGAGAUAAAGCAAAAAUAUCUUGUGUACGUAUCUGGGUGUCAUUUCUCAUUUUAAUACCGUACCACAAUGGAGGGAAAAAUAUGCUCUGUAUAUUUUCUAAAUGAAAAGAAUGUGUAUUUAUUUCCAUGAAUGGGUUAUUGGAGAGAAUGUCAUAAUAUAUUCAAAUGCUACGAUCCUCUCCGCGUCUGAACUUUUAAGCAAGUGUCAUCAAGUACUGUGUGAUUUCAUGUAGGAUGAAAAUGUAGCCGCAUGCUUGCUAUCUAAAUCCUUUUGUUUGACUUAACAUCACUUAUUUAAAAUAUGUUUAUUUAUUCAUACAACUAUUUAUUUAUUCAAUUCAGACAAUAAGUCUAUGUUUGUAUUCUUACCAAAUAUCAAAUAUAGUAGGAUGGCUCCAAGUUCAAGAAUCACAUUUUAUUCCAAAGUGGAACUGCCUGAGGAUCAGCUCCAAUUCUGAAAUACAUCACGUUUACAUGACUUUGUAAAGAAAAAGAAAAUGAAUGAUUUUGGACUUUUAUAACAAGGAUACUGUUUAGGAGGCUACAGAGCCUUCCUGAAAUGAGGCCACACACCUAUACAAUGUGGAAAUAGCUUGGAGUCCCCUACAGUUUUUGUUUUACUUUGUGUUUGUUUAAUGACCCAACACCCUUCGCAAAUAUGUAUAUUUCAUGUGUUUAUUGAACAAAUAUACAGUAUGUGUAUGUGUAUACAGAUAGAUGAAUAAGAUAAAAACUAAAGCCAUAAGACUCAAGCACUAACUCUUUAGAGCUCUGAUGUGUAACUAGAGUUAUUGAUUUGUCAAAAAAAACACUUCUCCAUCUUCCUAGGCCAGUGUUUCUCUUUUACAUUCCGUUCAGAACUCUGUACUCAUCUAGAUUCUAGAGGGCAAAAUACAAUCUAGCUACAUGUGAGCACUGAGAGCAGUUGUGAGUUUAGUAGAAUGGAUGUGAUUUUGUUUUUCUACUUUGAAAUCGUUGAAGCUGUCUUUAUUGUAUAAAUGUAGUAGCUGAUUUUUUCCAGUGAUGUAAUUUGUAUAUGCCUUGUUUUGAUAGUACGAAUCAUGGGCCAUGAGUCUUCUUAUCUCACAAGAUUUUAUUGAAAAUACUAAAAGACGGCAUCCAGACCGUUCAAUGAAAUAAUGGUGUCAGGCUGGCCUGUUGGUGAUCAUUUGGCUGAGUGUGAUUCAUUCAGGAUCCUGAUUGCAUUGUGUGGAUCCUCUCUAUAAGAAAUAUUUAGUUCCCAAACAGCUAAUCUCAUUCUCAGAAACACCUGCCCAAAUGCGCUGUGCGCAGUAGCCUGCGGACAAGGUUACCAGACAACCACAUUUUCAUUCCCAGUAGCUUUACAGACAUUACAUGGUGAUCAGAGAUUUGGCAGAAAAAUACAUCACACUUAAGCAUGCUAAACGUCCUAGUGAAGCACUAACAAUGCUAAGCAUUAACGUUUGAUCAGCAGAUGCUGUGUUCAUGGUAAACAGUGAAGUUAUAUAUAACACUUUGAUGGAAACUAUUAGUUCCAAGUCGACAUUUACUCUAGUUGCAACACUAGUGAAAUAAUAACCAUAGUGUUGCCUGAUCACAUUCAAUUAUGUUUACAACCAUUUCAUAAUUGUAACGUUGAUAUUGCUUCUUCACUCAAACUGUAAUCAAUGAUUUUAAACUGUGACCAAGCCGAUGAUCGUGAAACAUUAAUCCAGUUGGAGAUUUCCCUGUUUUACCAAAAACACUGCCAGAACAACUCUCCCUAUAUUUACAAUUCCAUGAAAUUCCAGUGAUCUGUUUGAAUCCAUUUCAGAACCCAAACAGUUCCACUCAUGUGGAUGCAGAUUAGCUGAUCAAUAAACUGUGAUUAAUGGUUCACACACAGCACAUAUUAAAAUGAAUGGAUUGUUUUAAUGCGUUUUACACUGCCAUGGUCACUGCAGCCACGGACGUAACAGUUAGGCCUAUGGGGGGACGAGACAGACAACUGUGUGUGUGUGUGUGUGCUUGUGUGUGUGUGUGUGUGGGUGUGUGUGUGUGUACAUGUAUGUCUGUUAUAGGAACAAAAAGCAUAGACCCUUUAUAAAGUUGGUUGUUGCAGUGCAAAAACACAGCAACUUACUAUACCUAAACAUAUAUAUCUGCAUGCCCAGAAAACAUAAACCAUUCCUAAUUGUACAUUUUUGUGAUGAAAAUAUAACAAUCAUGAGUUUAGAGUAGAGUUAAAAAUUAUUUAUAUUAUAGGAUUGCCUAUUUUUUCAUAGUCUAAGGCCUGAGCUCAAUCAGAUUGCAGGUUUUUAGGCAUUGCAGCAUUUGAAGACAGUUUCCUAUUGAUUUGACAUGCAGCGUUAACCAUGAAAGAGAUCUUUGCACGAGGAAACAUUGCCUUUGAAAUCCACGGUGCCUUUAACCUGCAAUCAGAUUGUCUACCUUAUGCAUAAUUGCUUUAGAAACUAACUUUAGGCUGUAUCUCAGCAGGUGAAGGAACAAUGAAAUGAGAGUAUAAAGAUACACACACUAGCCUACAUACCACUGUUGUUUUACCAGGCUUCGUAAAUUAAGUUCUUUGUAAAAAGGGUCUAUGGGAUUUACAAAGGGAAACCCUCCAAAGUAGUCCGUCAUACCAAUUUAAUGUUUUAGGGAGUGUCUCAGUGGGCCUAGAUCACUAACCUCCUAAACAAUGUGUUCUCCUGUCUCUGUGUAGCUCGCUUUGUGUUUCUUUGUACUGUAAUAUUCAUGUCAGUGUUGUGUUUCUAUUGUAUUAUAUUUAGAAUGCAAAACUGCAUUAGGACCAAUGGAAGAGACAAUUAUUGAACUUUCUACCAUGAAUUCAGUUUCUCUGUCUAACCAUUGUACUGUACUGUUGUUGUGGAACUGGGCUCCCUUGGGUCUCCUUUGAAUCCAGAAUUACAAUGUCUGAUUUUCUGAGGAUCGUCGGCCUUCACGUUUACAACAUGGAUAUAUAUAUAUAUACUGCCAAUACACAGACCAGAACCAACCAACGUUCUUGAACUCUUCCUUCACUUCUCAUUGUCCAUACUAGAAUUGUAUUUCAAAAUGCUUCUCUUUUUUUUCUCAUUUCUUUUUUUCAUCCUCUUUUUAAGCCUCGGAGGACCGUGAGACUGCGUCCUCGUGUGUUUCUGCGUGUCUUAGUGUUGUGGUGGUGUGUUCAUGUCAGUACUUGUGUCUACUGUGGAUCGCAUGCUUUAGCCCUUGACUGGAAACAAACGUUGCUCAAGUACAACUCCCACUGCUCAGAGGUGGAUGAGCCUCCUUGUAAAGUAAUCAAGGGAACCAAAUAACUCAAUACAGAUUUAUCAUAAGUGUUACCAGCUCUGUACGAAACGAAUAGGAAAUAAAGGCCUUUUAAUUAG